CAUCCGCACUAUUCAAGCGCGGUUUCUGACGUUCGGUCGUGUGUGGCCACGCUCUUGACUGAGUCGGAUAGCCUGAGUGCUAGUUAGUGGAGUACCGUGUGCGAAAAUAUCGUUGCAAGUCCAAGGUUGUUUGGCGUGUUAGUUUUGUAACGCUAGUGUUUAAAGCUAUCAAAUAUCACUUUGCGGGCUUUGAUAGGCUUUUAUCUUGCGAAUCAACCACAUUAAUCUUAUUCUACCGCUUAGAAAAUAUUGGCCUGUAAGCCAUGUCUGGUGGCAGUAGCGUGAUCCGAGGCCCAGCUGGGAACAACGACUGCCGAAUCUAUGUGGGGAACCUGCCCCCCGAUAUCCGCACGAAAGAUGUCGAAGAUGUGUUCUACAAAUACGGUGCGAUUCGAGACAUCGACCUUAAAAAUCGCAGAGGAGGACCUCCGUUUGCCUUCGUCGAAUUUGAGGACCCAAGGGACGCUGAAGACGCGGUGUACGGACGCGAUGGCUACGACUACGAUGGUUACCGUUUAAGAGUUGAAUUUCCCAGGAGUGGAAGGGGAAUGGGCAGAGGUGGAUUUGGAGGAAUGGGUGGGGCCCCCAGAGGCCGCUAUGGACCCCCGUCCAGGCGUUCAGAAUACAGAGUCAUAGUUUCAGGGCUUCCCCCCAGUGGCAGCUGGCAGGACCUGAAGGAUCACAUGCGUGAAGCAGGUGAUGUAUGUUAUGCUGAUGUAUUCCGCGAUGGGACUGGUGUUGUGGAAUUUGUGCGAAAAGAAGACAUGACCUACGCCGUUCGAAAGCUGGACAACACUAAAUUCCGCUCACACGAGGGUGAAACUGCAUAUGUGCGGGUGAAGGUGGAUGGCCCUCGCAGCCCCAGCUAUGGAAGGUCACGCUCCCGCAGUCGUAGCCGGAGCCGCAGCAGGAGCAGGAGCAGGAGCAAGAGCCGCAGCUACUCCCCUCGUCGCGGUCGCGGGUCUCCCCAGUACUCCCCGCGCCAUAGCCGUUCCCGGUCCCGCUCCUAAACGCUACAGAGCGGAUCCGAGCAUUGACGCUUUAGGUGGAACCCUGUUGUCAAACCACCACCUCCCCUCCCCUUCCCUUUUGUUUUUACCCACUCUGUUUUUUUGACGAGUCCAUAUUUUAAUUUCGUUUUUUCUUUUUGUCCCUCCCAUCCCUCCUUCAUAUCCUUGAUGUUUUUUUGGUGGACAUCUUGGUAUGUUGUAUCUCUGCUCCCACAUCUUUCACCUAGUCCUCAGACCCUAUUUGUCAGGCUCUGGUUCUAUUUAAAGUGCGUUUUACCCGAUUCAGCUUUUUUCUUUUUUUUUUAAUAAAAGAAAUGGAAGUCUUUCUUAUCCAGCAAGUUUCAAAUAUUGAGCUGUAAUGAGUUCCACUGCUCUUGUGUCCUUUGGAUUUGGUGGGUUGUCAUUAUUACAAAUGUGGAUUUUACUGUCUUCCUAUAGAUGUCUGACAAGAUGGAUUAAAAAUCUUUGGAAUAAAGGUUUUAUGGAGCACAUCUCAUUCAUUAGGAUAACCCAGUAGCAGGUAGAUGUAUUAUGUGUAGGCAAUAGUUUGAGUACAUGUAACAAUAGGGAAAAGUUUUCUUUCGGCAUUUGAGAAUUUGUCUUUUGACUUAAAUGUAUAAGGUAGGCUUUGUGUGCAUUUUUUGUUUGUUUUUUUCAUGAACAUGGUAAAUAACCAUUCAGCAUAAGUCUGACCUUUUAAACUCAAUAGAGAAGUAUAGGAGAAUUUUUUUAUUUUUUUUUCCCCUCCCCUCUUGCUUGAAAUUACUUGGUAGCUUUUGAUCGACAGUUUGAUUACAAAUGCUCUCAGUUCCACUUUUGGAGUCUCGUAAUUAAGCUUUAUUAUAGUUGCAUGUUUUGAGAAAUUGAGGAAGAAAAGAAUUGGCACAGUCGUGAUUCUAACUUGCCUCCUCUUUUUGGUUUUUGCUGGUAUUAAAGGUUUGGAAUGGAGGAGUGGCUCUGUGGAUCCCAAUCCGUGAAGCCGGAUCGUUGGAUCAUUUCAAAAUCAGGAUUAGCAUAGGGAAUACUGGAUGCAUGGAGCGGGAUCAAUUUACCUGGGACGUAGGAUUGGAGCCCUCAUCAGUAAUGGAAAUCUAGAUCGAACGACUUCUUGCAAUUGGCAGUUUUUCUUCAACUCGAUUAACACGUUAGAUGGCACAUGGUUGGAGGAUUUUUUUUAUUUUUAUACAAGGGAAGCAGAGGAUGAACUGAGAGGCGGGAUCAGUUGCAUUGGAUGGAGUCAUCAUAAGUCUGGUAAAUUGGGUUGGGGUCUGUCGUGGGUUUAUUUUUUUUCUUUCUUUUUUUUCUUUCAGACAGCAGAAUCUAAAUACUGGCUUACAAGUAUUUCCAUUAAGGCCUUUUAUUCCACCACAAUAAAGUUUUUGAAUUAAAGUAA
This is a messenger RNA of Clupea harengus (Atlantic herring), 2403 nucleotides long. Its product is annotated as serine/arginine-rich splicing factor 1A. Gene Ontology annotation, cellular component: nucleus; cytoplasm. Gene Ontology annotation, molecular function: mRNA binding. NCBI's taxonomy places the organism in Eukaryota, Metazoa, Chordata, Actinopteri, Clupeiformes, Clupeidae. The record is from RefSeq and is a predicted model, not a curated record.